Danio aesculapii is the source of this 2250-nucleotide messenger RNA. RefSeq names its product transferrin-a (gene tfa). Gene Ontology annotation, cellular component: recycling endosome; extracellular region; plasma membrane. The transcript is spliced from 17 exons. Gene Ontology annotation, biological process: iron ion transport; antibacterial humoral response. NCBI's taxonomy places the organism in Eukaryota, Metazoa, Chordata, Actinopteri, Cypriniformes, Danionidae. The record is from RefSeq and is a predicted model, not a curated record. The coding region runs from base 75 to 2123 and encodes 682 amino acids.
UGCUUCCAGACCUCCUAUAAAAAAGCCCCGUCUCUCUUUUCUCCUUCUGCCAGAAAUCACUGGUGAAGCCCAGUAUGAAGGUCCUGCUCGUCUCCUUGCUGGGGUGUCUGGUUGUGGCACUGCCAUCAGCCAGCGCUCAAAAGACAAUCAAAUGGUGUGUGACAACGCAAAAUGAGCUGAACAAAUGCAAACAUCUCGCCACCAAAGCAGCAGCCCUUGAGUGUCAUCUCCAACCUACUGUCAUUGACUGCAUAAAGAGCAUCAAGGCUGGCGGUACAGAUAUUGUUACUGUAGAUGGAGAAAAUGUUUACACUGGUGGACUAAAGAAUUAUGAACUCCAUCCAAUCAUUGCAGAAAAAUAUAAAAAAGAGUGCUGUUACGCUGUGGCUGUAGUAAAAACUAGCUCUAACUUCAAUAUCAAUGAGCUCAAAGGAAAGACCUCCUGUCACAGCUGUUAUCGGUGGUCUGGAGGCUGGAAUAUUCCUGUUGGAAAACUGAUUGCAACCAAGAAGAUUACAUGGGAGGGUUCUAGUGAGAUGCCUGUUGAGAGGGCUGUGUCAGAGUUCUUCUCAGGCAGUUGUGUUCCUGGAGUAACCAAAUACCCAAACCUCCACAAAACCUGUCAUGAUGACUACACCUGCUCAAACAAAGAGAAGUACUCUGGUGACAACGGAGCCUUGCAGUGCUUGAAAGAUGAUAAUGGACAAGUUGCAUUUGUUUGCCACAAUGCAAUCCCAGAGAGUGAGAGGCAGAACUACCAGCUGUUGUGCAUGAACGGCAGCAGGAUAAAUGUGGAGGAUUAUAAGACAUGCAACUUUGCCAGAGAGCCUGCCCGUGCUAUCAUCGCUCGCCUGGAGGCUGAUUCACAAUACAUUUAUAAUGUCAUUACGAAGAUUCAGGUCUCAGAUCUUUUCUCUUCUCAAGCUUUUGAUGGUAAAGACCUGAUUUUCUCAGACUCUGCGGUUGAUCUGAUGUUGCUUCCUAAGAGAACAGACUCCUUCCUCUACCUGAAAGAAGAUUAUUAUGAGGCCAUGCAAGCCCUUAAAGAUGGAAACCCGAAAGUGCCUGACACUACAGUUCGAUGGUGUACCAUUGGCCAUCCAGAGAAAAAUAAGUGUGACACUUUGAAGGUUGAUUCUAAAGAUCCUAACGAUCCUAAAGAUCGUAAAGUGUGCCUUGUGGAAGCAUCUGUGGAUGACUGCAUCGAAAAAAUCAAGCGCAAAGAAGCAGAUUUCUUAGCCGUUGAUGCUGGCCAGGCGUAUAUUGCUGGAAAGUGUGGUCUAGUUCCAGUCAUGGCUGAACAGUCUAAUAAAGACAGCUGCUCUGAUGGUUCAGGAGAUACUGCAAGUUACUACGCUGUGGCUGUGGUGCGUAAGGGCUCAGGUGUAACUUGGAGUAACCUACAAGGGAAGAAGUCCUGCCACACUGGCCUGAACCGCAAUGCUGGUUGGAAUAUCCCAGAGUCCAGGAUAUGUGGCCAAACAAAUGGAUGUACCCUUGACAAGUUCUUCAGUGAAGGCUGCGCUCCUGGUGCUGAUCCUGCAUCAAACAUGUGUAAACUGUGUAAAGGCAGUACGAAGACUGUGGGAGAUGAAAGCAAAUGCAAACCCACUGCUGAUGAGCAGUAUUAUGGCUAUGAUGGGGCUUUCAGGUGUCUUGCAGAAAAAGCCGGUGAUGUCGCUUUUAUCAAGCACACUGUGGUUGGGGAUUACACAGAUGGUAAAGGAAAGGAAUGGGCAAAGGAUUUAAAGUCAAACGAUUUUGAACUCAUUUGUCCAAAAUUAGGAGACAAAACAGCAGAAUACACUGAAUAUGAAAACUGUAACCUUGCCAAAGUGCCAGUUCAUGCUGUGAUCACCCGGGAAGAUGCGCGCAGUGCUGUGGUGUCCCUUUUAACUGAUGCUCAAAGUCAAAAUAAUGACAUUUUCAUCUCCAAAGAUGGAAAAAAUCUCCUUUUCACUGACACCACUAAAUGCCUUCAAGAGAUAACAAAAUCUGCGGAUGAGUUCCUGACCAAAGAGUACAUAGAUUUGAUUGAGAGGACCUACAAGACUAGUCAGCUUGUACCAGAUCUGCUGAAGGCAUGCACUUUGGACAACUGUGUUGUCGCCAAACAGUCAUAGAUGUGAUCAGGUUUCUGUUUAUCAUACCGGGAUGAAAUGAAAUUUUUACAAAAUCUCACAAAGAUGUCUAUGAGAUUGUUUUCUAAAUACAAACUGUAAAGUAAUAAAAGGAUUAAACCUUGCUGCA